Messenger RNA from Archocentrus centrarchus (flier cichlid), 2508 nucleotides. Its product is annotated as SPRY domain-containing SOCS box protein 4. Gene Ontology annotation, biological process: intracellular signal transduction; proteasome-mediated ubiquitin-dependent protein catabolic process. Gene Ontology annotation, molecular function: protein binding. The record is from RefSeq and is a predicted model, not a curated record. Gene Ontology annotation, cellular component: SCF ubiquitin ligase complex. The transcript is spliced from 5 exons. The coding region runs from base 482 to 1270 and encodes 262 amino acids. NCBI's taxonomy places the organism in Eukaryota, Metazoa, Chordata, Actinopteri, Cichliformes, Cichlidae.
UAAUUGUUGUUGUUUUUUGUUUUUUUCUAAAUCUUCAGCAGAAACUCUUUUCCCUAACCUUUAAAUGUUAUUGUCGGCGUUUAGUCCGAGUGGUCGUUUUUACUGAGGAAAGAGGAAACUUGGCGUCGUGAGAGGUUUUUUUUUUUUUUUGUUGUUUUUGGUCGGGUCGUCUUUCUCGAAACCCUCCUGCUUUGGAUGCGCUCACUUGAGGGUUCCGUGCGGAAAUAACAAGAGCUUCAAUUGUGUGGCCUCGUUUCCUCUUUGACCUGGCAGAGAUGUACUUUCCUCAGCGCGCCCGCACUCAGAUGGAUUAAGAGGAGUGUUGUUUCCCCUGGUUGAAGACAGUACCUUUCCAACCAGGACUCACAGCAUUACCAUUGCGCCCAUGAGGUAACGUCAGGAUCUACCGGCCCCUCAUUAUCACCCUUGGUCCAUCCAUUUCCCUCCCCUUUGUCCCUUCCUCCCUUGGACCUUCCCAGCCAUGGGCCAAAAGAUCUCUGGAACCAUCAAGUCAGUCGAUGUACGUGGAGAGCCAUCGUACAGGCCUGUUCGACGUGAGCUGCGGGGCCCAGAUUUCUGUCGGCCCCCUCGGCUAGACUUACUGCUGGACAUGCCCCCUGCAAGCCCAGAGACUCAGCUUCAGCACGCCUGGAACCCUGAUGACCGAUCACUCAACGUCUUUGUUAAGGAGGAUGACAAGCAGACGUUCCACAGACACCCUGUAGCACAGAGCACAGACUGCAUCCGAGGUAAGGUGGGAUACACCAGGGGCCUCCACGUAUGGAGGAUUCAUUGGCCUGCCAGACAAAGAGGCACCCAUGCUGUUGUGGGAGUGGCCACUGCUGAAGCACCUCUACACUCUGUGGGCUACACAGCCCUGGUGGGCUCAGACUCUGAGUCCUGGGGCUGGGACCUGGGUCGCAACAGACUCUACCAUGAUGGGAAGAACCGGCCUGUUUCCACAUCAGCACCCACAUAUCCUUCUUUCCUGGAGCCAGAUGAAUCUUUUGUGCUUCCAGACUGUCUGACAGUGAUACUAGAUAUGGACGAGGGCACACUGAGCUUCAUGGUAGACGGACAGUACCUAGGAGUGGCUUUCAGGGGGCUGAAGGGCAAGAGACUGUAUCCUAUUGUCAGUGCUGUGUGGGGGCACUGUGAAGUGUCGAUUCGCUACAUUAAUGGACUAGAUCGUCCGUACAGUGAAAACUCACACGGAGCCCCUCCCGCUCAUGGACCUGUGCAGACGAGUAGCUCGACUGGCUCUGGGUAGAGAGCGCAUCCAUCACAUCGAGACACUCCCAUUGCCACAGACACUAAAGAACUACCUCCAGUACCAGUGACGGCGCAUACACAUCAUAAACACACAUGUGCACACAGAUGGCAAGAAACCUAAGGCCUAUUUCUUCUUGUAACCAGCCUCCGGACUGAACUUUGUGCUAACAUCAGACAUCUGCUGAGGAUGCAGGCAGUGACGUUGAACAGGUGGUUAAGAUGCCGCUGCAAAGGGUUUUGUUUACACAAGUUGGGGGUUUUCCAUUUUGGAUGUUUUUAUCUCCUGGUUUUAUGCAUCUUUUUUUUUCUUUUUCCUCCUUUUGUUGAUUUGUUCCUAUCUUCCGGACAGAUUGACUGAUGAAUGAAAUGAAGGGAGCGAGAGAACGUGUCAAUCCAUUUUCCUAUGUAGAGUCAAACCACAUGUCCUCAGAUAGAAAUGCUGUGGUUUUCGGGAAACAGUUUACCCAGACAUCUGUUGUGCACAGACUCUGUGGAGGCUUCCUCGGAAACAUAUUGGUAUUUAUAUUUAUAUUCCCAACAACACAGCAGGCUCUGUGGAGACUCAGCAAUCCCUGCAAAGCCGCACACAGUUCUAUUUUUGUUGCUGUGUACACACUGCAGCACACACAGAUCACGUAUAUGCAGCCUGUGUAUAGAAACGGCACAAGCACUGUCUGUAGCAGGAAGACAACUCGCUGACAAGCAGGCCGUUAAACACACGCAGGCUAGAAAACACAACUCGACUCUGAUUUGAACAUUUUUAAAUCCCCCUUCUCUCCCAUGCCAGCCUUUCUGUCUGUCGUUCAGUAUCUCUCUAUCCCUCGCUCAAGUUAGACCCCCCCCCUCCUUUAAAGCCUCCGUCGGGCUUAGCGAACAGAAAGGACCGCAGCCGCCAUUGGUCGGCUCUCCAGCUCCUCUCACGCUGAUAGAUUGAUCCUAAGGUGACGUAGGUGCCCGCUCGGCUGCAGCGCACACAGAAAACAGAAACACAACACUUAUCAGAAAACAGCCCUCUCAAGGUUUUAAAUGCUGCUCAUCAAUCUUCCACCAUAUGACUUAUGUUUUGUUUUUUAAAUCACUGAAUGACUAUAGAAUGAUUUGCCCUGAGAUUUAUUUUUUCCUUUUUCUUUUUAAACUUUUUUUUUGUUUUUUUUCUGCAGGACAGGAGGUCUCACCUGUAUAGGUGGAAGAAUGUGCUGCCAUGAAAAUGUUUUAAAUGUGAAUAAGAAUAAACUG